AUGCACUUUCCGAGCACUUUCUCAUGUCUCUUGGCUGCUCUCUCUUCGGCAUCACACGUUCUAGCAGACGCAAUACACGAUACACAACCUACCCCGACGAUCGAUGCAGCAGCACAUAUGGUCACGCCCAACGACGCAUUACAAGAUUACUUGGAAAAUGGCAAUAACAUAGACAACCAUCUCGAACUCCGCCAAGCGACCGACUACAACCUUGCAGCCACGACCGCACCGACUCAAGCCGGAGCCGUAACGACCCUCUACAUGAACCAGCAAGUCGGGACAACAGUCACAUACGCAGCCAUCGUCUACACACAACUCUUCUCGAAAGUCCCCGACCAACUUCCCUUACCUGGCGUCGGCUCGAUCGGUCUCGGAAACCUGGUCAAGCAAGAGAAAAGAGAAGCCGCACCCACACCUGCACCAGGUAUCGCAGGCAGAAUCGCGACAUGA
Molecule: messenger RNA, 450 nt
Organism: Fulvia fulva
Lineage: Eukaryota; Fungi; Ascomycota; Dothideomycetes; Mycosphaerellales; Mycosphaerellaceae
Exons: 2
Coding region: 1-450 (149 amino acids)
Source: RefSeq, a predicted model, not a curated record